ACCAAUUCUGUGCUCAGUCGAGGAAUUUUGCUGCCAGGAUUUUUAAACGUAUAUUUUUUAGCAGUGAUCACUAAUCGACUUUUUUUGUGUUGUUUUGCAUUCGGUUUAGUGCAAACACCAGAUGUAAAUGAUGUUUAAGUAUCACAUCCGCAUGGUUUUCAAUGACCUAAAAGUGCUGGUUUUGAUGAGAUCUUUUACGAUGCAAAGGAGCGAGCAAGAUUUAGAGACGGGCCAGAGGAGGGAAGGAGAAGAGGAAGGAGGAGGAGGAGGGCGGCUGGUUGGAUCGGGAUGCGGCUGGCCUCCGUUCCCCAAUUGCUCGUCCCGGGCCGACGAGGAUUGUUACGGGGCGGAAGGUGCCGGAGCUGGAGGGGGACAGGAGGAGAAAGAGAGCAAUGCGCCUCUCCAGACCGGGAUGGACUCGGUGUCUCUCAGUAGCACCGAGAGCCCAUUGUGCAGGAUCUGUUUCCAGGGACCAGACCAGGGUGAUUUACUGAGCCCUUGUCGGUGUGACGGUUCCGUGCGCUGCACUCACCAGCCGUGCCUAAUCCGCUGGAUCAGCGAGCGAGGCUCAUGGAGCUGCGAGCUAUGUUACUUUAAAUACCAGGUCCUGGCAAUCAGCACCAAAAAUCCCCUGCAGUGGCAGGCAAUCUCCCUCACAGUGAUUGAAAAGGUGCAGAUAGCCGCCAUCAUCCUUGGCUCCCUCUUCCUAAUUGCUAGCAUCUCCUGGUUAAUUUGGUCCUCCCUCAGUCCGUCGGCUAAGUGGCAGAGACAGGACCUGCUCUUCCAGAUCUGUUACGGCAUGUAUGGCUUCAUGGACAUCGUCUGUAUAGGCCUCAUCAUUCAUGAGGGAUCAUCUGUGUACCGAAUCUUUAAGCGCUGGCAAGCUGUUAAUCAGCAAUGGAAGGUACUGAACUAUGAAAAAUCCAAGGACCUAGGGGAAGCCAUUAGUGGGACAAGCAAGACAGGGGGAAGACAUUCACGGACGAACCAUUCAUCAAACAAUGACAGGAGUUCCACUCAGCGCACUGGAACCAUUUUGAAUCAUCACUGUGGAUAUACCAUCCUGCACAUUCUCAGCUAUCUGAGGCCUAACAACACUCAGAACGGUAACAGUUCAAAUAGAGAGCUGGUCAUGCGAGUUACAACAGUCUGAAAUGAAAUAAAAAGGACAACUUACUGUUCACAAACUUUACAGACUCUCCACAAAAAAAAACAAGUACCACCACCAGGGUUGUAAAAGGAUGUUAACUGAAGUGUCAGAAUGAGAUCAGUAAGCUUGGUGUGAUGGAACGAAAAAUAGGCCUGGACACAGGCCCCAACCUCUAUGUCUGGAAUUUGCCAUCUUUGUUUUCUAAACAUUUUUUAAAAAAAUCUCACUUGAAGAAAGCUUGGAAACCCCAGACCCAGAAUUUUAUAAAGGGAGAAAAAAGAAACAAACUGAAUCAAUGAAUAAUGGAACGCAAAAGAGUUUGUUUAAAAACUGCCCCCCCAGAAACGUGCAAUAACGAACAUCAGUUCCAAUAUGCUGUGGGAUCUCGGCAAUAAGUUAUCUAUGUAUUUCACCUUUUAAUUUAAUGCAUG
Messenger RNA from Rhincodon typus (whale shark), 1581 nucleotides. RefSeq names its product E3 ubiquitin-protein ligase MARCHF9 (gene marchf9). The transcript has 4 exons. The coding region runs from base 128 to 1153 and encodes 341 amino acids. Gene Ontology annotation, biological process: protein ubiquitination. The record is from RefSeq and is a predicted model, not a curated record. Gene Ontology annotation, molecular function: ubiquitin-protein transferase activity; zinc ion binding. NCBI's taxonomy places the organism in Eukaryota, Metazoa, Chordata, Chondrichthyes, Orectolobiformes, Rhincodontidae.